This is a messenger RNA of Paramisgurnus dabryanus, 3098 nucleotides long. RefSeq names its product sodium-dependent glucose transporter 1. Gene Ontology annotation, biological process: transmembrane transport. The record is from RefSeq and is a predicted model, not a curated record. Gene Ontology annotation, molecular function: D-glucose transmembrane transporter activity. Lineage: Eukaryota; Metazoa; Chordata; Actinopteri; Cypriniformes; Cobitidae.
CAUACGUACCUUCCGGAAGUUAAUAAGCAACUAUAAUUGUCAAGUGACAGUCAUGCGAUGAUAGAGUUUAUUCGUUUUACAGUUUUAUAAUGCAGAUAUAAUGGUUUGAUAUUGCGAACGUUACAAAUGUAGGUCAGUUACAGUAACGGUCGACCGCUUACCUGCGAAUCGCGUCAUCGCAGCGUUUGUAGUUUUUCCGUACACGACAGCGCGAGAACCGUGUGUUGUGCGUCGUUCACGCUCGCUGUCAUGCCUCCCCGUGAACCCGUACCGAAAAAGAAACACGUCCGAUUUGCCAGAAUGGAAGAGAAUAAUGACAACGACGAGCAGGAGGAAGACACUCUUUUCGACAAGCGGAAAGACGUUAGGAAAGGACUGAAAAGCGCCCUGAAGGGGGCUAAAGGGGUACUGAAGAUGGGGUCUGUAAAGAUUGAUAUAGUUCAACCUGGUCGGAACCAGAGCGGCACUGGGGCAUGUUGGCGUUGGCUGGUCAGCCUUGCGCUCUUUGCAUCGUUUCUUGGGCUGGGAAUGGCAAUCUCUGUAUUAGGCCCUACAUUUGAAGACCUGGCUACUAACGUCAACCAGGACAUCAGUAAUUUGUCCUACAUCUUUGUGGGUCGUUCGUCGGGAUACAUUGGAGGCUCACUAUUAGGAGGGAUCCUAUUUGACUGUAUGAAUCCACACCUCUUGCUCGGCUUUUCCUUACUGCUCACGGCAGUUGGAAUAUCUGGCACAUCUUACUGUAAACAGGCUUGGCUGCUUACCGUAUUUAUGUGUAGUGUGGGGGUGUCAAUGGGAGUUUUAGAUACAGGUGGUAAUGUUCUUAUACUGAACACGUGGGGAGAGCAGGCCGGACCACAUAUGCAAGCCCUGCACUUCAGCUUUGCCGCUGGAGCAUUUGUUUCCCCAAUCAUAGCCAAGUUGCUCUUCGGCGACAGUUCAGACAACAACACUAUUUACCCACUUCUGACUGGUCACCUAUCUAAAACUUUAGGCGCCACUUUGCCAUUCACAGAUACCAAAAGUUCCACUCCAACAUCCAUGUGGGCUUAUAUUGUGAUUGGUGCUUUUGUUUUAUUGGUGUCACUCAUCUUUUUCCUCCUGUACUCUUGCAGUCCCCCCACCUCAAAUUGGGCAAAGACGUCCCCAGGAAAGCAGAAGUUCUCCAAACACCACAAUAUUCUCAUAUUCCUGCUCUCUAUGUUCUUUUUCUUCUAUGUUGGAAGUGAAGUGGCAUACGGCUCUUUUAUAUUUACGUACGCCAAAGACUAUGCCCAUAUGCAUGAUGAGGCGAAGGCAGCAGGUCUAAAUUCACUCUUCUGGGGAAUGUUCGCUGCCGGACGAGGUUUGGCCAUCUUCUUUGCGGCUUGUCUGCGCCCAGGCACCCUGAUCUUGUUUAGUCUAGUAGGCACUACGGUUUCAUCACUGCUCCUGGUGCUUUUUAGCGACAAUCACCCUAUGCUCUGGGCCUGCACUGGCCUGUAUGGGCUCUCUAUGUCGACCACCUUUCCCAGUGGCAUUUCAUGGGUGGAGCAGUACACGACGGUGACGGGGCGAUCAGCUGCAGUGUUUGUAGUUGGCGCAGCACUCGGUGAGAUGGUGCUGCCAUCCCUGCUGGGCUUUUUACUUGGGCAUGUGAAGAAUCAGCCCUUGCUGAUGUACCUGGCACUCGGGACAUCCGCCUUCACCUCCAUUCUCUUCCCCGUCAUGUACAAAUUAGCAUCGCCAGGAGGGGAUGCUGCACUGCGGAAAGUGACGGGCAGACGUACCAAGGACGCCGAUGACAGCGAGUACCGUCAAGCCCUGCUGGACAAUGUGGAGGAAGAGGAGGAGCAGGAGAACGAUGGUGAAGCUGACCAAUGGAAUGAUGCAGACUUUGAGGUGAUCGAGAUGGACGAAGCUAACCUGAUGAGCUCUCCUUCCAAAGCCUUAAUGCCACCCGAUGUUGCAGCCAACGCUCUUGCUGUCCAGUCAGUUGGCGCUUCUACAGAGUCAACCCCAACACCUGCAAUGGACCCCAUAGCCCCUGCUUCUGUGUCUAGUGCCCUUUCCUUUUCCACAGACUCCCCUAGACGCAAAUUGUUAUUGUCCUUAAACAGGGAGAAGAAAGACUGAUUACAUCAAAGAGAUCUUGGACCUAACCUGCAACUUGGCUGGUUGAAUCCUUUACAUGAACUUGAAGCUUAAAACACUUUUUCUAAUGGGCAAAAAGAUCACCCUGACUAGUCAGUCGAUUCAUUUAGUGCUUUCUGGACAUGUUACUUGCAUGUUUGGCAUUAAACAUGUAGUUGCUUGGGUAAACCAAUGUGAGCCAAACCAAGCAUUUCCCUUACCUCCAUUGUUGUUGAGUGGAAGUUGAAGAAUUAUUAAAUGAAAUCAAUACGUGGAAGAUUGAUUGCCUCUUUAUAUGGGAAAUUAAGACAUGUUACGAUUUGGAUAUAGGAUUUCUGUAUCGCUGUCAUUGGUCAUGUGUUGAUUAACUUACACAAAAAAUUGUAGUUGGCACAAUACAUUAAUGUUACAAACUUUGAAGGAUAAAAGUUGAUUUUUUGUAUGGUCAGAAUGUAUGAAGUCUUUAAUGUCAUUCUCCUAUUGUACGAGUUCACUAAAAAUCUGUUUAUUUUCUCUAUUGUAAUGUUUGCUUGUUAAUUAUCAAAAUGAACAUCACUAAGUUGUAAUUUGUAUUUUUGUCUGUUAGUCUUUCAGAAUCUUGACAAUGUAUCUUUACUAGAGACAACUGGAUAAAGAAGCAAGCUAUUCAUGUUAAAGUUUUUACCCCUACCAUCUGUGACGUCUGUCAGGAUUCAGUUUGUUGAUCACUUAUUUUUUUUUUUACAUCUGCAGUCCGUUUGCUCCACCCACUGUGAAAUCUCAUUGGUCAAAAUCCCAUUCCCAUGUAAAUGUAAACAAAUAUCUACUGUUUGUUUGUAAUUAUAGCACUGUGUUGCAUUUUUGUGUGUUGGCUAAGUGGCUGGAAAAUCACAACAUGUUUCCCAAGCCACUUCAGCCAUUUUCUGUCAAACUGCAGUGUAAAAAAGUGCUGGUAUCAUAUUUAAAUGAUUAGAGAAUUUUCUAUUAAAUUAUUUAAAUAGCUGAAA